GCACGAGAGGGUGAACGAACGAGAACGGCGCCACGUGUAGAAGAAAAAGCGGUAUUUUUCUUGCAAAAAUUUCUCAAAGAUGGACAGUUUGCAUAAAACGUGAUCUGUAGUGCCGAAAUGGCGAAUAGUUCUACAAGAGAAAAGGGAAUGAAACGCAGCGAUGACAUGUCGAGCGAUCGAAAUGAUGCACCACCCGCAAAACGACCGAGAGGGGACAUGCCAGAAUCGAAACAGCAAGUUCGAAAUGAACCGAUGUUUCUUGACAUUUCUGUGGCAAAGUUUGCUGAAAGUCGUGCUGGUGAGUUGACAGCACUAACACAAGCAGUGGAGGAGUUGGGGGGAACAAAAUUAGCCUUUCAGCGUUUGCCUCACCACAUGAGACGACGAGCAAUGAGUCAUGACAUUCGACGUGUUCCUAGAAAACUUCGACAGAAGGUCCAAGCAGAGCUUGUGAAGCGUGACAAAAAAGGUGUCACCAAAAGGCCAAGUCGUCGUCACCGUCGGCGUCCAAAAUGUCUUCUGUCCGAAUAUAUGCAACGCCAGCGGCAGCAUGCUUGGCUGGAGACACACAUAUGGCAUGCCAAACGUUUCAAGAUGACAACAGCCUGGGGAUAUCGCCUGCCUUUACAUCCAAGUGACAAGAGUCUGCGGGCUUGUUACAGAGCUACAUCCAAACACUGCAUGCUAGAGGAUAUUUCCUAUGAAUGCUGCAUUGAGAUCAGAGGCAAAUGUCCAUCCAUUUUGGAAGCCCUAAAGCAUGUGACAAGUGCUGAUACUGGUUUAACCUUUGCUGCAAAGGUGACAAGCUCUGGUCAGAGAUGGGGGGAAGUAACCCUGUAUGCUUGUAACAGUUACCCAUGGGGAGCAUUGGCUCCUGUCACCUACUUUUGGAAACCAGCCACUGAGAGUGCGGAUGUGAGAAACAACUGCAGACAGGGUGUGUUGUGGAUCUGGAGCCACCCGGCCAGCUAUGAGAUAGUAUGGGCACAGCUUCAGAGGGCAUGUUCUAUCGCCACAGGCCAAACAAGGAUGAUUGGCUUGAGCAGUAAUCAGAGUAGUGGGGACAGGCUACUUGAGGCAACCUCUCGAGCUAAAGACAUGCCAGAAACUGGAAAAUGCAACACCACUUUAAAUGAUCAAGAUAUAAAGAUGGUGCUGAAGAAGGAAGAAACAAGGAAAGAUAAUCUCUCUGGAGGCACAGUUUUUGCAACAGAAGAAUUAACUUUGACUAGUCUGAAAAAUCAGUUGGUACGCUUUCGUCUGACAGGACCAGCUGCUACACUUGUGUUAACAGAGACACUUCAGCUAGCUCAGAUUCAUUCUUCUGCAGAGAAUAGCAGCAGUAAAGAAAAUGUAGGAAUCUCAUUUCAAAGCAAAGCAGAAGUUGGUGAAGAAAUGCAUGAGAACACACGAUGGUGGCAGCAGUAUUACAGCUGUCAAAAAGCUCUUUCAUACUUUGAAACUCAACAAGCACUGUGGGGCAACUUUGCCAAAUGUCAUUCUCCAGGAAACUUUCCACCACGCAUGAUGAUUGCAUUGACCAUUCGUGACCCACGACUCCAUUUACCUGGCAAAAUAGGGAAAGUUAAACAUCUUGAGGCAGGGUCAGUUCAGGCGCCCUUGAUGUGGGAAGAUGUCCCUCCAGCAGCUGCAUUGUCUCCACUGUGGGAAGCAGAUGUUCGACGUAAUGUUGUGACCACUAAACUGUCGGAACAUGCACUUAAUCAACGCCGCUCAAAACUGCUUGUGCCAGGGUCUGAACUUUGCUUGGGGCAUGAGGAAUCAAGGGUGCCAGUUCUAUUGCUGCAAAGACCAGGUGUACAGCCAAGCAAUCUAUCUGCCACAACUUGUGUAGGCUUUGGAAGUGGUUGGGAUUUAAUUGCUCCCAGAGGAUGGGGGAUGGCACUGUGGGUGGCCUUAGUCUACAGGGGUGCAAGAGUUGGAGGCUUGAGAGAAUCAUGCAGCACACAAGCACGUGCUGGCACCCUGCACUUUCCUUGUGACUUUCCGGACACCUGUGCGGGUCAAGAUUAUGACUGCAAAAUCAGAAAACAGCUAGAGGACAAGUACUCAAAGCGUCCUCCUGCCAAGCGUUGCAGCUAUACCCGAAUUGGCGUCCCGGCUCCAUUUCACCAUCCCUAUAGGCAGCUUGUUUCUGAGUGGUAUCAAAGGACAUUAAGCGAAAAUAGAAAUCAAACAAACACAUGUUCAGUCUUGAGGAAUUUUUUCUCUGCACAAAUCCUUCCAGAAUAUCCCUGUUUAGCUUUACGUGAAUCUCAAGGUGUCUAUGUUUUGCGGAGCAAGCAUCUCUUGAGAAGAUUAAACAGUGUUUUGCUUCGCCUCAGAACAAGAUGCUUGCAACCUCAAAGGCCUGAUGAGCAUGAGACACUUUUAGAGAAACUAACGAAACAGCUAGACCUUCAAACCAUCCUUUUAGAGCAUGCAUGGAGUUUAGUUCCCGUGGCAGUUAUACCUCUUCUGCGAGGCGUUCCUUCUAAUCAUGCCAUGAUUUGCAUCCCAUCUGCUGAAGACUUAAAAAUGUUGUCCAUAGAUAAAAAAUAUAGUGGUCCCAUCGAGUCUUUACACCCACGUUCUGGUAAAUCGAGCAAAAACACUAGAAAGCCUAGAAAAAAAAGGGAAAGUUGUCUUCAAUCUACCAAGCUUGAAAAGAGCGCUACUGAUCCUGCUGGCCACGUCACUGAUCUGCAAAAGUGUCUUCUUGAAGCAUGUGACCGACCAAUCAUUGGAUUUCUUACAAAUGGUGACUUUGAUUUGAGACGGGGCCAUGGAUCAGGGACAGGGUUUUGUUCUUUGUUGGGUUUGUUGCAACUUCUAGACAACAUACCUAGUGAUGGACCCUGUUUUGUGCUUGUCAGAAACACAACCUCACGCCAGUACCGCCUUGCAAGUCUUUCAAUUGUUUGCUAGUUUUCUAAAAAGCCUUUUUUGGAUACUUCUGGAUUUGGCAAUUUUGUUGAAAUGAAAAAUCUGCUCAAACAAAUUGGUGCCGGGCAGAUAUAUGAUAAUAUCUUCAAGUUCAAAAAUGCAGUACUCUUUUCAUUCUUCUUGUUUUUAAAGCACGCAAUUGUAACAAGUCUGUUUGCUUACAGUGUGUGCAUAAAUUAAAUGCAAAGCAGUGAAAUUCACAUAAGACUUACAAGGAAGAAUAUCUUUGAUUUAUAAACUUGGUCACAUACUGAUGAUUAGAAAAGGACAUUACAGUUUAGAAGGAGAAUAUUGUACGGCAUAGUGAGUCAUGAGCUAGGGGUAGGGGUUGCCAUGGCAAUGAACAUGGAGGUUUGAGGAUAUUUAGCGGCUGCAGCUUUAGUACCUCCUGCACAAUUCACAAAGUGUGGUAGCAUGGACAGUGGGACUUCAAAGGCUGUGUUGCAGUGAGGCACCAUAGCAGUACACACCUGUAAUGUGCCACUUACCCAUGAACUUUUAUGUAAAGCUGGCUUAACCAUUAACCUUUCAUUAAUAAAAUUGCUGGAAGUAGCAUAGAAACGUUUUAUUCCAUGUAGGUCUGGCUUAUGUCAAAGGUUGUUUUGUUAGCUUGUAUUUUUGUAUGAUUUUUAUGUUGCAAAAUAACCUUUUGUUCUCAAAUAUGCUUUGUGGUGCUUGUUUGUGUUAGCAACAUGGCUGGUGUUAAAACAA
Molecule: messenger RNA, 3657 nt
Organism: Pomacea canaliculata
Lineage: Eukaryota; Metazoa; Mollusca; Gastropoda; Architaenioglossa; Ampullariidae
Product: ribonucleases P/MRP protein subunit POP1-like
Exons: 7
Coding region: 118-2928 (936 amino acids)
Biological process (GO): tRNA 5'-leader removal
Cellular component (GO): ribonuclease MRP complex; nucleolar ribonuclease P complex
Source: RefSeq, a predicted model, not a curated record